GCUUGUUUCAGUGGCACAGCAGCACCAAACUGUGCUGGUUUGGGAGUGGGUGGGAGGAAGCCUGGGGGUUCUCUGCACCCCAUUCCACAUUUGAACCAACAGCGAGCUUAUGUAGUCACUUCACAAGAAAUGCUUUUGAAACACCGCCAGAUGUGUCAGCUGCUGUGUGAAGGGAGUUGAAAGCCUCACUGUGGAUAGAUGCUUGAAAAGGAGCUCUUGGGUUUGCAUGUGCCACAACUGUCUGAACUCUGGAUCAUGCCUCCCUCUGCCUUCUUCUGGAUGCUGCCACCUUCAGUUUCUUCUCCUUGCUCCUGGGAUUUCAGAGAGUAACAUGGAAGCUUUUCAGAGAGGAACUGAAAUGAGAGAGCAUCUGGGGACACCAGAGCUGUGGUGCUGGCUCCUGUAUGGGACCCUGUUUUGCCCACCUGUGGCUGCAGUCUCUGCCUGCUGGCUUCUGCCUGCCUGGUACACAUCAUGCUUAGCAACGAAGCUGUCUUUUCCAGUGUGAAUUUAUUGACAUUUUUCUGCAUGUGUGUAAAAUUCCAAUGUCCUCCUGUUCACUAACUGAUUUGAGAGGUUUUGUCAACUCCAAGGGAAGAAAAGACAGACACUGCUGCCAGUGACUAUUCAGCCAUCUACUUCUGUGUAGCCUAGCUGCCCUUUCCAGGAAGGACAAACUCUUUUCAUAUGGGAUUUUGUGAGGAGCUGCUCUAGGGCUCUCACUCUUCUUUGCUUUCCUUUUGGCUCAGUGUGUUUCCUUGGCUUGCUGUCUGUCAGCGUUACAACUUAUCAGACCAGGAUUUCCAGACAUCUUUGAGAAAUCAUGCUUCUCCCUGGUUUGUAAAGGGUGCAGACAGGAGGCGUCAUGUGAAUGACAAGCAGCUGGCUGAGAGCAAGGCUGCCCAGCGGGAUUCGUGGCAAGGCUGAGCUCCACGCCCUGGUGCACAGGAUGGCAAGCUGAUCUGCUCCCGCACACAGGCAUUCCAUAGCACUGCCCUCCUCCUGAGGCAGUGCGCAGAGGAGCAAUGGGAAUUGAGGACCAUGGUUACUUGACAUAAAUGGCAGAUCCCUGGGUGUCUAGUCUCAUAGCUGCUCGCUUUAGCUUUGCCUCUCUCUGCAGCCACUGUUUCUUUGCAAGCCACCUCUGGGUGCUGCUGCAAGAGUACUGGAGACCUCGAGGGCAACUUGGGAGCAAAUCUUGAAGAGGGGGUGGGCUUCCCGCCUCACCAUGAUUCAGCUGUGGAAAGUGGUGCGGCACGUGCGACAGCUGGAGCUCCACAGACUGAUUCUGCUGCUCAUUGCCUUUAGCCUGGUCUCCAUGUGCUUCCUGGCCUAUUAUGUCACCAACAGUCCCAAGAUCAAGGAACCACCGCCCUUGCCCUUCAGUGACUGCAGCAACCAGCACAGGGUCCUGAUCCCUCCCCAAGCCAGCUGGAGACUCACCAAAUCCGUUGACACCUCGCGCACAGAUCCUGUGGUGCUCGUCUUUGUGGAAAGCAUUUACUCUCAGCUGGGGCAGGAAAUUGUGGCCAUCCUGGAAUCCAGCCGAUUUAAAUACAGGACAGAGAUUGCCCCUGGCAAGGGGGACAUGCCCACCCUGACGGACAAGGACAGGGGCCGCUAUGCUCUCAUAAUCUAUGAGAAUGUCCUUAAAUAUGUGAACCUAGAUGCUUGGAACCGGGAGCUGCUGGACAAAUACUGUGUGGAGUAUGGAGUAGGGAUUAUUGGCUUCUUUAAAGCCAAUGAGAACAGCCUGCUCAGUGCUCAGCUCAAGGGUUUCCCCCUCUUCCUACAUUCCAACCUGGGACUGCGGGACUAUCACAUCAACCCCAGUGCCCCCCUGCUCUAUGUCACCCGAGCUAAUGAGGUAGAGCAGGGCCCCCUGCCUGGUGAUGACUGGACGGUGUUCCAGUCAAACCACAGCACCUAUGAGCCCGUGCUGUUGGCCAGCACAAAGUCAUCAGAGUCCAUUCCUCAUCUGGCCACCCACAAAGCGCUGCAUGCCACUGUGGUGCAGGACUUGGGGCUGCAUGACGGGAUUCAACGGGUCCUCUUUGGCAAUAACCUCAACUUCUGGCUGCAUAAGCUCAUCUUUGUAGAUGCCAUUGCCUACCUGACUGGCAAGCGCCUCUGUCUCACACUUGACCGCUAUAUCCUUGUCGACAUCGAUGAUAUAUUUGUGGGCAAAGAGGGCACUCGCAUGAAAGUGUCGGAUGUAGAGGCUCUACUGAAUACUCAGAACAAGCUGAGAACUUUAGUGCCCAAUUUCACCUUCAACCUGGGCUUCUCUGGGAAAUUCUACCACACAGGUACGAAUGAGGAAGAUGAAGGAGAUGACAUGCUGCUCCAACACCGGAAGGAGUUCUGGUGGUUCCCUCAUAUGUGGAGUCACAUGCAGCCCCACCUCUUCCAUAAUGUCACCGUGCUGGCUGAGCAGAUGAAGCUCAACAAGCAGUUUGCGCUGGAGCAUGGGAUCCCCACAGACCUGGGCUAUGCUGUGGCCCCCCAUCAUUCUGGGGUUUAUCCUGUCCACACACAGCUCUACGAGGCCUGGAAAUCUAUCUGGGGCAUCCAGGUGACCAGCACUGAGGAGUAUCCGCACCUGCGGCCUGCCCGGUACCGUCGAGGGUUCAUCCACAAUGGAAUCAUGGUGCUGCCUCGACAGACCUGUGGUCUUUUUACUCACACCAUCUUCUACAACGAAUAUCCUGGUGGCUCUAAGGAAUUGGACAAAAGCAUUCGUGGUGGUGAACUCUUUCUGACAGUGCUCUUGAACCCAAUCAGCAUCUUCAUGACCCACCUGUCCAACUAUGGGAAUGACCGGCUGGGGUUGUACACCUUUGAGAGCCUGGUCAAAUUUGUACAGUGCUGGACCAACCUUCGCUUGCAGACUCUGCCCCCAAUCCAGCUGGCCAAGAAGUACUUUGAGAUCUUUCCCCAGGAAAAGAACCCACUGUGGCAGAAUCCCUGUGAUGAUAAGAGGCACAAGGACAUCUGGUCCAAAGAGAAAACAUGUGAUCGGCUCCCCAAGUUCCUCAUCGUUGGACCUCAAAAAACUGGCACCACAGCUGUGCACUUCUUCUUGACCAUGCACCCUGCUGUCACCAGUAAUUUUCCCAGUCCAUCCACCUUUGAAGAGAUCCAGUUUUUCAAUGGACCCAACUAUCACAAAGGAAUUGACUGGUACAUGGAAUUCUUUCCCAUCCCCUCCAAUGCCAGCACAGACUUCAUGUUUGAGAAAAGUGCCAACUACUUUGACACAGAGGUGGUACCAAAGCGUGGCGCAGCCCUGCUCCCACGAGCCAAAAUCAUCUCUGUCCUGAUCAACCCUGCUGACCGAGCCUACUCCUGGUACCAGCACCAGCGCGCUCACAAUGACCCUGUGGCACUCAACUACACCUUCUACCAAGUGAUCUCUGCGAAAGCCCAGGCCCUUCAGGAGCUGCGUAAUCUGCAGGGCCGAUGCCUGCUCCCUGGAUGGUACUCAACACACCUAGAGCGCUGGCUGACAUACUAUCCCCCAGGGCAGAUUCUGAUUGUGGAUGGCCAGGAGCUCCGGCACAACCCUGCCUCCAUCAUGGACAGCAUCCAGAAGUUCUUGGGGGUGACACCACUCUUCAACUACACCCAGGCUCUCAAGUUUGAUGAGGCAAAAGGCUUUUGGUGCCAGGUACUGGAGGGAGGGAAGACAAAAUGCCUGGGAAAGAGUAAAGGAAGGAAAUAUCCCGAUAUGGAUUCCUCGUCACGGCUGUUCCUACGAGACUUCUACCGGGAGCACAACAUUGAGUUAUCCAAGCUGAUGAACAGACUCGGGCAGCCCCUUCCAACGUGGCUCCGGGAAGAAGUGCAGAACUCCAGCUGGAGCUGAGCCUGGCUGGCAGCCGUAUAGUGCUGUCACUCCCACCAGUGUGGAAAUACUUUACACUGCCAUCUCUUGUCACUCAAAAAAAACUACUGGACAAAAGGGCAGGAGCAGGGAAUGUGUGCAGAGCCCCUCCUCCUGUCCCGGCAAGGGCUGCUGCCUUGUCCCUGUCACCCACCAAGAUGCAGAGGAUGUGGCGCACAGUGCAAAUUGGGCCCUUAAGUAUUAAUGGUUUGUCACAUAGCUUUGUGCAAGAUGGAUGCAGAGCAACUGCAGUCACUCCCAGUUCAGCACCUGCCUCACCCCUUCCCAAGCAGAGACACACCACAGACCUCUGGUGGGCUUCACUCCCUCCUCCAAGCAAAGCAGGCUGGCUGGGGGGUGGUGGUGGAAAAAGGAGAGAGUGAUAGCCCUCUACAUUCAGCCCAUUACCCACAGAGCACCCAAAGCAUGGUGGUUGAAGUGUUAAUACCUUACUCCAGUACCGCUACUGAAACAGACGUGGCAUGAGGGGCCUGUGCUUUGGCUGGUGAGUGGCAAGGCGGGGCUGUGGCAGAGCAAAGUGGGGGUAUAGGUCAGUGUAGUACAGGCAUGGGUCCUGCUUUCUCUGUGUUGGAGGUCGGUGCCAUUGCUACUAUCAUGUGGCACCUCAGAAUUGCACCCAGGAGUAGUCUGGGCCCUGCUCUGGUGGUGUGAAGAAGAUUGCCUUUCCCUGCCUGCAGCCUUGCUAUCAUGAUCCUGUGAGUGAAGGUAAGGGGCCAUAGGAAAUGAGGCAGAGAUUUGCAUAAGUUGCCAUAAGUAAACCACUUGUUUUAAGGCAGAAAUGAGAAUGUGCGCGCUCUUGCUCGCUCUCGCACAACUCUGCGUGGGUGACUGGCCUUUGCCUGCUGAAGCUCCUAAAUGUGGUUUGUGUCCCAGUAUAACCAAGCAGGGCUCCUUCAGGUCUGCCUCCCCUCCCACCAAGUGCUGUGCAGUACUAUCUUUGGUGGGGAAAUCAACAGACCUGGGCUUCAUCGAAGGCAAGGGCAGAAGGUGAGGCCUUACACCUGUUUCAGACCACAGCUAGUCAAGUGGACAAGAUCUUAUUUUUGCCCAUCCCUUCCCCAGGACCACAGCCCCUAAAGAUUUUUUUGCUCAAAAGCAGCAUAGGUUCAACUUUGGCAUGAAGCUUGUCAGAGAGAGAGAGGGGCCUCCUACUCUACGAGACAGGAUAGGGCCUGAUCCUUGCAAUUCAGAAAGGAAGAAGACUGAACCAGAUGGAAGUCCUCACUGCAUUUUAGAGGCAGGCUGUGUGGGGAGAGCAAAUACCAGGUCACCUAUGCCAUGUGAAGUGAAGCAUUCUGGGGUUUUGUCUUGCUCCGAUCAGGCACUCUAGAGCAGCAAGGGACUGAGUCACUUCUGAAACAGUUGCAAGUUCAUUUUGCUGUUACAGUCUAAGUUUUCUUUGGCUGAGCCAUGGGUACCUUCCAUGCGUAAGGGGAGCCUCUGGAGGUAGCAAGCUCCCCGCCCCCACCCCUAACCCCCCCAUAGCAUUAUACACCCAGGAGAGAAGGUGGGGGAAAUGCUCCUUCUUCAGAAGACAGCCAGGUUUCCCCCGAGAACAAUCUGGCCAGGAACACAAAUAACAUGGCAAUUUCUGCAACUGUCAUAAUUUUUCCCCCCUCCCUAUCAGAGAAGUUGUUUCAACCAAGCUUUUUCAUUAAGCCCUAGGUAUUGUGUAUUUUAAAUGGUGCAUUUACCAUUGUAUGUAAAUGUAUAUAACAUGCAAUAUAGUAUUUUAUUCCAUGUGCCCUGGGGAAGGGCAAACCUUGUGCAGUCAGAAAAAAGAAAGAGGAACAAAACCCAUUCUCAACCCUGUUAGAGGCCAGAAGAGGUGAGUUGAGGAGAGCCCCACUUUCUGCACUGGAUUCAUGUAUAAUGUCAUUCACAUUGAAUGAUGAUGAUAAUGGAGAAAUUCUUGGCUCUCGCAGCUGAGCACAAGUGUCUGAAUAAAGGCUAGAAGUAGCAAUAAAUGUACUACUUAUUUUU
Alligator mississippiensis (American alligator) is the source of this 5890-nucleotide messenger RNA. It is a transcript of the gene NDST2, whose product is annotated as N-deacetylase and N-sulfotransferase 2. The record is from RefSeq and is a predicted model, not a curated record. Lineage: Eukaryota; Metazoa; Chordata; Crocodylia; Alligatoridae. Bases 1229 to 3868 code for a protein of 879 amino acids. Gene Ontology annotation, cellular component: Golgi apparatus. Gene Ontology annotation, molecular function: heparan sulfate N-sulfotransferase activity; deacetylase activity. The transcript has 14 exons.